This is a messenger RNA of Cryptotermes secundus, 1363 nucleotides long. RefSeq names its product peflin (gene Pef). Lineage: Eukaryota; Metazoa; Arthropoda; Insecta; Blattodea; Kalotermitidae. Gene Ontology annotation, biological process: COPII vesicle coat assembly. The transcript has 5 exons. Bases 116 to 913 code for a protein of 265 amino acids. The record is from RefSeq and is a predicted model, not a curated record. Gene Ontology annotation, molecular function: calcium ion binding.
UUGGUACAAAGAAUAACUGUGUGGAAUGCUUUGUGUGUUGUUUGGAGGAAUAGGUUGACGUUGUAGCUGAGCUAAUAGAGUCGACUUAUGUGUAUGUGUUAAAGUGGUUAUAAAGAUGUCUUAUACGAAUCUCAGUUAUUCUGGAGGUGGUUAUCCUGGUGCUCAACCACCUGCAGGAGGUUACCCUGGAGCUCAACAGGGUGGUUAUCCAGGAUCAGGAUACCCCGCUGCACAACAACCAGGUUCUGGCUAUCCUGGUGGAAGCCAACCAGGAUCAGGUUAUCCAGGUCAACUGCAACAGAUGGGUGGUUAUCCCGGAGCACAGCCUCAACAAAUGAGUGGAUACCCUGGGGCACAACCUCAUCACAUGGGGGGAUAUCCAGGUGGUCCUAUUGCUCCAGGAGUCAGCCAUGAAGUACAGCAAUGGUUUACUGCAGUAGAUGCAGACCGAUCAGGACGUAUUACUGCCAAAGAACUGAAGAGUGCUCUUAUAAGUGGCCAAGGCAAGAAUUUUAGUGAUACAGCUUGCCAGCUGAUGAUUGGUAUGUUUGACAGAGAUCGAAGUGGCACAAUAGAUGUAAACGAGUUCCAGCUGUUGUACAAUUACAUCAACCAGUGGCUGGCUGCAUUCAGGACAUACGAUAGAGAUGGCUCAGGACACAUUGAGGAACCAGAACUUAAUCAAGCUCUACAGCAGAUGGGAUUCAGAUUCUCCCCAGAGUUCAUCAAAUUCCUGAUCACAAAGAGUGAUUUGAAGAACCAUAAGCAGAUGUCUGUGGAUCAGUUUAUUGUCGUUUGUGUUCAGAUUCAGAAAUUUACUGAGGCAUUCCGGGUCCGUGACAAAGACCAUAAGGGUAUUAUCUCAAUUGGCUUUGAAGAUUUUCUUGGUGUUGCACUGAACUGUUCUGUAUAAAGUACUAUAACUUUUCAAACUAAGUGGUGAUAAGGCACAUAGUCUUGUAAGUGCUUUUGUAAUUAAUGAGAUAAUUUUAUACUGUACUUAGCAUAUCUGGUUCUUGUAUCAUAAUUUGCUGUCAUAAGCCAGAACAUAUAAAGUUUACAUAAAUGCUAAUGCAAUUUUUAAGAACUACUUUGUUCUGUAGUAGCUUAUCAACGUUCUGAGUCCGUAAAUGUUUUCAGUAUUGAUGACUGCAUCCUGAUACUGUAUAUGCAGACCCCUUGCCAGCUAUAGGGGGGGACUACAUUCUGAAAAGAAAAAAAAUUGCAGUUUGCAAGACCAGCACCAACUUCCUAGUCUUCUAACUGCCAUCUCAGGACUCUCUCAUUAUGUAGCUUCAGCAUGUACUGCACAGUAAAUAUCGCUUCCAACAGUUCUUCUGUUGUUGAGUGAAUGUCUGUUGCA